Choloepus didactylus (southern two-toed sloth) is the source of this 1595-nucleotide messenger RNA. RefSeq names its product syndecan binding protein 2 (gene SDCBP2). Lineage: Eukaryota; Metazoa; Chordata; Mammalia; Pilosa; Megalonychidae. Bases 589 to 1467 code for a protein of 292 amino acids. The record is from RefSeq and is a predicted model, not a curated record. Gene Ontology annotation, molecular function: protein binding. Gene Ontology annotation, cellular component: plasma membrane; cytoplasm. The transcript has 9 exons.
GGCUGCCUCUCUGUUGUAAUAUUAAGUCCCAACCCACUUGACACUGUGACUGAAUUCUAUAUUUUUAUGCAAAUCCCUAACGUAAGGCCUGAUCACAGCAGGCACUCAACAUGCACCUGCUGAACUGAGUUUAGGUCUUCAGUGAUCAGACCCUUGUUAGCCCAUCUGACCCUUGAAACAUGGCAGGAAAGUGCAUGGCCCUGCUAAAUAAUCCUGCUUUUCCCGGCCAGCACCUCCUGAAUGGUCCCAGUGCCUGGUUCUAAAGCCCAGGGUCAGUCAAACGUGAUGUGAUGCACUUUUGUGAAGCAGGAGACUGUGGAUUUGGAACCAAGCUGACUUUGGUUCAAAUCCCAGUUCCUCAGCUCUGAAUUCCAGUUUUUUUUUCACCAAUAAAAUGGGAGUAAUAAUACCUUCCUGCUGUCUUUCCCCUGGCUGAGACUCCUCCAGGGCACACAGUGGGCAGGAGGUGACCGUUCAUGCCUCCCCUGUAGUCCCCACCACCCAGCAGCUCCUCGGCCUCUUCUCAUCAACUGCAUCCUCAUCCCCUCCGCACCCUCCGAGGCUCCGCAAGUGUUCCGAGGAGCAGCCAUGUCUGCCCUGUACCCUUCUCUGGAGGACCUGAAGGUGGACCAAGCCAUGCAGGCACAGGCCCGAGCUGCACCCCGGAUGCCCGCCCUCCCAGCCCAGGAGGCAGCUGCCUCCCCACCUUCAGGUUUGUACCCCAACCUGGCAGAAUUGGAAAGUUACAUGGGUCUUUCCCUCUCCAGCCAAGAAGUCCAGCAGAAUCUGCCCCAGAUUCCAGAGGAUGACAAUCCGGCGGCUUCAGGCCCCUCGCCCGGCCAGGUGGUGGCGCCGGUGACCGGGAACAGCCUGGGCGUGCGGCGCGCCGAGAUCAAGCCCGGCGUGCGCGAGAUCCACCUGUGCAAGGACGAGCGGGGCAAGACCGGGCUCCGGCUGCGGGCCAUCGACAAGGGGGUCUUUGUGCAGUUAGUCCAGGCCAACACCCCCGCUUCCCUCGUGGGGCUGCGCUUUGGGGACCAGAUCCUGCAGAUCAAUGGGCGCGACUGUGCCGGCUGGAGCACAGACAAAGCCCACCGGGCCAUGAAGAAGGCCUCGGCUGAAAGGAUCGUCAUGGUCGUUCGGGACAGGCCGUUCCAGCGGACGGUUACCAUGCGCAAGGACAGCAGGGGCCACGUCGGCUUCGUCAUCAAGAAGGGGAAGGUCAUCUCUGUGGUCAAAGGGAGCUCUGCGGCCCUCAACGGGCUCCUCACCCACCACUACAUCUGUGAGGUGAACGGGCAGAACGUCACUGGGCUGAAGGACAGAGAGAUCACUGAGAUUCUGGCCUUGGCUGGGAGCACCGUCACCUUGACCAUCAUCCCCACUGUGAUCUAUGAGCACAUGAUCAGAAAGUUGUCCCCGACCCUGCUCCAACACACCAUGGACCAUUCCAUCCCAGAUGUCUGAAGCCACAGGACAGCUCCGGCCGCCGCCCUCCCAUCCUCCAUGUCAGGGACAGCGCAGACCACGGCCGCAGCCUUGACCACAUCCCCCAAAAACACAAGACACAAAGGAAGGCCACGGGACAGCAAGAC